AUGUCCAGCAACGACAACUACUCUCAACAACAGACCACCAGGAAAAGAAACAGAAACAACUUGAACAUGCUGCUGUCUCCCUCAGAGAAUAAUAACAAUAGCACCACACACGACCAGGCUGCUGCCUCAGGUCAGAAUAUACUGGACGAAAUGCUCGCUAGGCAGACAAAUUUCCUGCAGGAUAACUUCAAAGACGGAUUGAACUUGAAUGACCCAAAUAUUAAGGCGUUUCAAGAGCUCACAACAACUACAACGGCUACUUCAUCCUCUUCUAAUAACAAUAACGUGAACAAUAAUAACGUGUUUGACGAUGAUGACGACGACGACGAGGAACAACAGGAUAACGAUAUUAUCUUCAUAAAGGAACAACCAAUACUCCCUUCUUCUCCUUCAAACUACACCGCUUCAAACAAGAAAUUCAAAAAGCAAAGAACAAUCUCCCUCCCACAACUACCGCUAUCCAAAUUGAUAUACGAUAACUCACAAUUGAGCCUCAUACAACCAAGAACCCAAAACUACGAUGAAUUGUUGCAUCUGACGGGAUCAUCGGCAAAGACUUUGAGUGGCAACAAGACAAUUCAAUUAAAUGUCGUGCAUUCCACAUCUCCAUUCUCAAAUAACUUGAAAAGUCCAGAAAUUUCACUAUAUUAUACUUCUUCCGCCUCAUCUGCAUCUUCUUCGCCAUAUUCACCUUCAUCUUCCAUAUCAAAUAACAAUAAAAAUGAUAAUUACAUCGAUACAUCAUCAUCCACCACCACCACCACCACCACAACAGCAACAAAUAAAAAGCAAAUAAACUCCAAGAUUGCAAAGACAAAACCAUUAAAGAAGAACAUAAUAUCAUCAUCCAUUAAAAAACUAACUGCAACAACUUCUCACCCAUCACCUCCUAAAAAACCAAGAUUGGGAGCCAAGAAGCAACAGCAACAACUACAACAGAAUAACUUCCAAACGGAUAAGGACGGUCAUUACAUAUACCAAGAAAAUGACAUCUUUGGAUCUCAUGGAAGAUUCAUCUCCAAGGAACUAUUGGGACAAGGGACUUUUGGUAAAGUACUCAAAUGCAUAGACACAGAAAAACCAGCUACUCACCCUUACGUCGCCAUCAAGAUAAUAAGAGCCGUCGAUAGAUAUCGUGAGGCUGCCAAGACGGAACUUCGUGUCCUACAAGAAAUUAUGCAGAAUGACCCACAGGGACAAUAUCAAUGUUUACUAUUGAAUGAAGCUUUUGAUUUUAAAAAUCAUAUCUGUCUGGUUACUGACCUGUAUGGGAAAUCACUUUACGAUUUCAUGUGUAAUAAUGGUAUUGCUAGAUUCCCCGGAUCUCACAUCCAAGCCAUAGCGAGGCAACUUAUAAGAUCUAUUUGCUAUCUACAUGAUUUGGGAAUCAUUCACACAGAUUUGAAACCUGAAAAUGUCUUACUUGUUGAUGAAACGUAUGUACAGAGAGACCUAUCCCCCACGAUAAAGGCAUCCCUAUCCAAGAGAAGAAGGGAAGCUAGUGGAGGUAAGAGGAAAAUACUAAGGAACCCGGAGAUUAAAAUCAUUGAUUUUGGAAGUGCCGUCUUCUACAAUGAAUACCAUCCACCUGUGAUCUCCACACGUCAUUAUAGAGCACCGGAGAUUGUACUUGGGUUAGGUUGGUCGUUCCCCUGUGAUGUUUGGUCCAUUGCUUGUGUCCUGGUGGAAUUGAUCAUUGGUGAAUCAUUAUACCCGAUCCAUGAAAAUUUAGAACAUAUGGCAAUGAUGCAAAGAAUUAAUGGGGAAUUGUUCCCAACUACAAUAAUCGAUAAAAUGUUUUAUAAAGUAUCGCAUAAGUUGGGUAAUUUACCAGUCGAUUUAAAUACCACUGUCGUGAAACAUUUCGAUAAAUCAACAUUAUCAUUAAUUUGGCCAGAAGUCGACAAUAGGGGGAACGUAAUCACAAAGGAAAAAUCUAUAAAGAGAGUCAUGGAAUCGUGUGAUCGAUUGGAUGUAUUCAUUUCUAAAUUCUUGAAAUUGGAUUACGGUGAAGCAAUUAAUAUCAAUUGGAAUUUAUCACCGGAACAAAAUUGGGAAUUGAUUAAUUCCAAAAAUUUAUUAUCUUCAUGGUCCAAUGGUAAUGGAAACCCAUCAACAAACAAAUUGACAAAGGAAACUUUCUUAUUUUGGUACUGGUUUAUUGAUUUACUAAGGAAAAUGUUCGAAUUUGAUCCAACAAAGAGAAUUACCGCAAGAGAGGCCUUGGAUCAUGAAUGGUUCAAUUUGGGGAUAUUAGAUGAGGGGAUAUCAUUAUUUGCAGACAGAAUCUAA
Naumovozyma castellii is the source of this 2292-nucleotide messenger RNA. RefSeq names its product serine/threonine protein kinase KNS1 (gene KNS1). The transcript has a single exon. The record is from RefSeq and is a predicted model, not a curated record. NCBI's taxonomy places the organism in Eukaryota, Fungi, Ascomycota, Saccharomycetes, Saccharomycetales, Saccharomycetaceae. The coding region runs from base 1 to 2292 and encodes 763 amino acids.